Messenger RNA from Dama dama (fallow deer), 3853 nucleotides. It is a transcript of the gene CNTROB, whose product is annotated as centrobin, centriole duplication and spindle assembly protein. Bases 682 to 3408 code for a protein of 908 amino acids. Lineage: Eukaryota; Metazoa; Chordata; Mammalia; Artiodactyla; Cervidae. The transcript is spliced from 20 exons. The record is from RefSeq and is a predicted model, not a curated record. Gene Ontology annotation, biological process: regulation of cilium assembly; centriole replication; centrosome separation. Gene Ontology annotation, cellular component: centriole; centrosome.
AUCCUGGGCUGGUGACGUCAUCGAAGCGAGUGAGGCGGAGCUGCGGAAGGUGGGCGGGAGCCUGCCAACGGUUUUGAGUGUUGGGAAGGGCGCGAGAAGAGGGGUCGUUUGGAUCUUCGCCUACCGGGUCUCAGGGGGGGGAGGCAUUCCCUAGUUCCCUCCCACCUUGGCAAACUGCGGGGCUGAGGACUGGAGGUGUGGGGAGUAAUCGGAACGGGGUGAUCGAGGUAGGGAAUCUCAGGCUAGGCUGGAGCGCCUGAGCGUAUUUUUUAGGGCCAUCAGAGGGCGUGACUUGAGUGUUCACAAACUUUCUUUUGGGGUAGCAGAGAGGGAGGGAUUCUAGGGAGCCGUGCUCCGGCUUUCUUGCCCGGAGGGAUCGGAGGGGAUAUACCAGAGAGUUGAUCCUGGAUGGAACGGGUGAUGGGCGAAGAGGAGAGGUGGGGAGCGUGAGGUUCCUGCCUCGCUGAGACCGGAGCCAGUUGAGGGGCCAUAAGACAACUGGACGGAAAUUAGGCCCCUGUUGGAUUUGGGUCCGUUUCAGUUUGUGCAUUCUGGCUGGAUGUGAGAAUGUAAAAGCUCAGUGGACUAUGAGAGCCUGGCCCAGAAGUUGAACUGCAGCUUUCAGCGCUCCAGAGGAACUGCAGUGGUGCGCCUGCCCCGCAUUGUCUCUUCCCUGUACUCAUGGCAACAUCAGAUGCCAGCCCCAGUUCACCCCUACGGGCCAAGGACCUCCUGAGUGAGUCAUCAGAAGCCCCUGGGCUGAACCAAGUGUCCUCUGAGGUGACCUCCCAGCUGUAUACUUCUUUGCACCUCAGUCGUCAGGCAGAGAGCACAGCCCGAGCCCAGCUGUAUUUACCUGCCGCCUCCCCACCUCCCCAUGAGGUGUUGGAUGGCUUGGCCCAAGGACUGAGUCACAGCUUGUCAGUGGGAUUGGAGAACAACUUGAAGAAAAAGGAUGGUUCCAAGCAUAUCUUUGAGAUGGAGAGUGUUCGAGGUCAACUCCAGAGCAUGCUCCAGACCUCACGUGAUGCGGCUUAUCGGGAUCCCCCGACUCCAGGUGCCGACUCUGAGAGACGGGAAGAGGACUCCUUUGACAGUGACAGCACAGCCACCUUGCUUAACACCCGACCGCUGCAAGACUUGUCUCCAUCCAGCUCAGCCCAGGCCUUUGAGGAGUUGUUCCCCCGCUACACCAGUCUUCGGCCAGGGCCCCCGCUCAACCCCCCAGAUUUUCAGGGACUGAGAGAUGCACUGGAUUCAGAGCAUACUCGUCGCAAGCAUUGUGAGCGCCAUAUUCAGAACCUGCAGACCCGUGUCCUUGAGCUUCAGCAACAGUUAGCCGUGGCCGUGACUGCUGACCGAAAGAAAGAUAUCAUGAUUGAACAACUGGACAAGACCCUGGCCCGCGUGGUGGAGGGCUGGAACCGGCAUGAAGCUGAGCGGACAGAGGUGCUUCGGGGACUCCAGGAGGAACGGCAGGCAGCUGAACUCACUAGAAGCAAGCAGCAGGAGACAGUAACCCGCCUGGAACAAAGCCUUUCUGAGGCCAUGGAGGCCCUGAGUCGUGAGCAGGAAGGUGCCCGACUGCAGCAACGAGAAAAAGAGACACUGGAGGAGGAGAGGCAGGCUCUAACCAUGAGCUUGGAGCUGGAACAGCAGCGCUGCCAAGUCCUGCAGGAAGAACUGGAUGAGGCCCGGGCGGGGCAACUCAGUGAGCGUCGACAGUUGGAGACACUGCAGGUGGCCCUGGAAGAAGAAAGGCGGAGCUGGGCCCAGCAGGAGCACCAGAUGAAGGAGCGCUACCAGGCGCUGCAGGAGGAGAGCCAGGCUCAGCUGGAAAGGGAGAAGGGGAACAACCAGAGGGAGGCCCAGGCCGCCCGGGAGGCCCAGCAGCAGCUGGCCUUGGUGCAGUCUGAGGUGCGGCGGUUGGAAGGAGAGCUGGAUACAGCUCGGAGAGAGAGAGACGCCCUGCAGCUGGAGAUGAGCCUGGUGCAGGCCCGGUAUGAAAGCCAGCGGAUCCAGAUGGAGUCGGAGCUGGCCGUGCAGCUGGAGCAGCGGGUGACCGAGCGGCUGGCACAGGCGCAGGAGAGCAGCCUUCGGCAGGCAGCCUCCCUGAGGGACCAUCACAGGAAGCAGCUGCAGGAGCUGAAUGGACAGCACCAGCAGGAACUGUCCACUCAGUUGGCUCAGUUCAAGGUGGAAAUAGCGGAGCGGGAGGAGCGGCAGCAGCAGGUGGCUCAGGACUAUGAGCUCAGACUGGCCCGGGAGCAGGCGCGAGUGCGGGAACUGCAGAGUGGGAACCAGCAGCUGGAGGAACAGCGGGUGGAGCUGGUGGAGCGGCUGCAGGCCAUGCUGCAGGCCCACUGGGAGGAGGCCACCCGGCUGCUCAGCACCACCACCCUGCCGCCCCACCCCCCGGUUCCACCCGCCGGCCCCUCCAGCCCUGGGCCGCAGGAACCAGAGAAGGGGGAGAGGAGGAUCUGGAUGGUGCCCCCCAUGGCCGUGGCCCUGAAGCCCGUGUUGCAGCAGAGCCGGGAAACGCGAGAGGAGCUGCCUGGGGUUCCACCGCCUGUUCUCUGCAGCCCCUCCCCAGAUCUUAGCCUCCUGCUGGGCCCUACUUUCCAGAGCCAGCAUUCCUUCCAGCCGCUGGAGCCAAAGCCAGACCUCACGUCAUCUUCAGUGGAGGCCUUCUCUGCAGUUGGGACCUUCCAUCCGGAUCACCGGGCAGAGCGACCAUUCCCUGAGGAAGACCCUGGGUCUGAGGGGGAUGGCUUCCUGAAGGAAGGCCUGCCACCCCCUUCCCAGCUGCAGGGCCUCAAGCAUUUUUUGCACCAGCUGCUGGAGACUGCACCCCAGAGCCAUGAGAACCCCUCCAUCGACCAGCUUCCCCCUAAGCCUGGUCCUCUGACUGCCCCAUCUUGGGAGGAAACCCCUCAGGUGCCACGCCUCCCGCCCCCCGUCCAUAAAACUAAAGUUCCCUUAGCCAUGGCGUCCAGUCUUUUCCGGGUCCAUGAGCUUCCCUCGGCCCCUUCACAGAGCGGCGGUCCCAGCAGUGGCUCCCCAGAGAGAGGUGGAGAUGGGCCCACAUCCUCGAGGCAGCUGAUGGAAGUGUCUCAGCUGUUAAGACUUUACCAAGCUCGGGGCUGGGAGGCGCUGCCUGCUGAGGAUCUGCUGCUUUACCUGAAGAAGCUGGAACAUGGCGGCGGCGGGACUGACAGCCGAGGGGAAAAUGCCCCCAGAAGGAACACAGACUCCCGCUUGGGUGAGAUCCCCCGGAAAGAGGUUCCCUCCCAGGCUCUCCCUCGUCGCCUUGCUGUAGCCCCUAAGACUGACAAACCUCCCGCUCGGAAGAAAAGUGGGCACCCCGCCCCUGGUGGUGUGAGAAGUCGGGGGGGAAUCUGGAGAUAAGCCCUUCACCUUUUUUUUCCUUGGUCUCUUCUUAUUUUUAUUAUUAUUAUUUUAAUAAAUCUGGUAGUCUGUAUUAGAGUCUCUGACUCAUAGGCACUCAGAAAAGGGAGGAUUUCUAGGAAACCACUUUGUGAAGAAACCUCAUUCUUCUCUUUGAGUAUGUUUUUUAUGUUUCUAUUUCAUAUUCUGUGGAAAAAGACCUGACUGCUUUGAAAGAAAACAGUCUGUGGCUAGACUUCCGAAGUGUAGGUGAGCAAAGGCUCGGUGUUUCCAGAGUAAAACCUACAGAGUGGCUAGCUCUGGUUGGUUGUGGAAUUAUGGGACUCUUAUUUUCUUUUAUAUAUCUCUGUAUUUUCCAACUGUUCUGAAACACAUAUGUGUUACUAAUCAGAAAAACACUUUUAAUAAAAAAAAGUUAUUAUAUAAAGAGUUUGAGUAAAAAUGU